Molecule: messenger RNA, 623 nt
Organism: Belonocnema kinseyi
Lineage: Eukaryota; Metazoa; Arthropoda; Insecta; Hymenoptera; Cynipidae
Exons: 2
Coding region: 42-455 (137 amino acids)
Source: RefSeq, a predicted model, not a curated record
UUCAAAAUUCUUUAUAAUUAGGUUUCUUUUAUUUAGAGAUAAUGAGUACCUUUAUUGACAUUCUGAGCUUUACAUUAGUGGUUUCUCCUAAUACGAUUGGAUUAGCUUGGCCACAUAGACAUGUCAAAAUUCAUCCUCUUCCACUACAACUUAGUAAUGUUCUUUGUUGUGAAAGUUUAAAUCAUCCAAGUCUAAGUUCUCGUUUAAGAGCAGGCUUUCAUGAUGUAGGAAUUGAGAAUGGUUUCAUCAUUGGAGUAAUCAUGUACGACAAACAAUUGCUUCCUUUAGUAGCUCAUACAGCGGAUCUUGAUAAUGACUAUGGAAGAGUUAAAGUACGCAUAGAUGGCAAUAAUGCCAACUUUACUGUACCAAUAUUGGAGAACGAUCCUUUAAAUGAUCUCUUUCGGAAGAAAUUCGGUCGAAAAAAUGUUCGUACCGCCGUCAUACACUACUAAUGCAACUUUAGAGUACACAUGGGCAGUAUUAUCGGUAGCCCGUUUUAAUAUUUAAAAAAUCAGUUCAAAAAGGUAGUGGCAAGUAUCCUGGAGGUCACUACUGAUAAUGAAGAAACAAUUCUGUAACGUAUCAGAUUCUUUUAUCGUAAUUCUGCAUGCCAAGAGCUU